AUGCAUACAUAUCAUCACACAAAGUCUCAUCUUCUUCAUCUAAUAUCUGACCCCCACUUUUCUUCAUUAUCUUGAAUUCUCCGCCUUCUUGAUUUUUUUUUACUCGAUAUAUUCUUGAGUCAUUCUCUAUUUACUUUCUUGAAAACUCUGAUAUCAAGUUAACUGAUAAACAAACAAUGGUACGUGUGAGUAACAAUUUGGUGGGCAUUCUCAAUUUCAUAACACUUUUGCUCUCAAUUCCCAUCAUAGGAGGGGGCAUAUGGCUCUCGAAACAAGCCAACACAGAGUGUGAACGGUUCCUAGACAUACCCGUAAUCGUUCUGGGAGUUUUUAUUCUGCUGGUUUCAUUGGCAGGUUUAGUGGGGUCAUGUUGCAGAGUUACGUGGCUUCUAUGGAUCUAUCUCGUUGUCAUGUUCUUGUUAAUUGUGUUGUUAUUUUGCUUCACAAUCUUUGCUUUUGUGGUUACAAACAAAGGGGCCGGAGAGUCCUUAUCUGAUAAAGGGUACAAGGAAUACAGGCUUGGGGAUUACUCCAAUUGGCUGCAGAAAAGGGUCAACAGUGACAAGAAUUGGAACAAGAUUAGGAGUUGUUUACAGGACAGUAAGAUCUGCCAGAGGCUGCUGGAUGAUGGGUCCUCCACCAGUGUUGAAGAUUUUUACAGGGAACAGCUCUCUUCUCUUCAGUCUGGUUGCUGCAAGCCAUCAAACGACUGCAACUUCCAGUACGUUAGCCCGACCAACUGGACUAGGACCGCUCAAUCAUCGUUAACAAAUCCAGACUGCAGAACAUGGAGCAGUGAUCCUAAUGUCUUGUGCUAUAGCUGCCAAUCAUGCAAGGCUGGGUUGCUGGAUAACAUCAAGAGUGACUGGAAGAGGGUUGCUGUCAUCAACAUCAUAUUCCUCGUCUUUCUCAUAAUCGUCUACUCCGUGGGAUGCUGCGCGUUCAGAAACAAUCGAGAGGACAACUUGUGGAAACGAUACCCUUGAAUAGAUAUUAGAAGUAUACGAGAGGGUAGAGGUUUUUAUGGAACUCUUGUACUGGUGUUUGUUGCAUUGUCCUAAUGGUUUGUUAGGUGUACAAUGUACUGUUUUCAUUUUGGUUUUCAGACCUACCUCGAUUUUCUAUGUAUAUGUUGCUCAGGAUGUCUUAUUAUUACUCACGUAUAUCUUGAUUUUCUAGGUAUAUGUUGUUUAGGGUGUCUUGUUAUUAUACACACAUAUUUAUAUUUUGAUUUUCUAUUUA
Molecule: messenger RNA, 1242 nt
Organism: Olea europaea var. sylvestris
Lineage: Eukaryota; Viridiplantae; Streptophyta; Magnoliopsida; Lamiales; Oleaceae
Product: tetraspanin-8-like
Exons: 2
Coding region: 177-986 (269 amino acids)
Biological process (GO): auxin-activated signaling pathway; monoatomic ion transport
Cellular component (GO): plasma membrane; plasmodesma
Source: RefSeq, a predicted model, not a curated record